AUGCUACCAAGAAAACAAUUAACUAUUCAAUUAGGAUCCAAAUCUCGUUAAACAUCUCCAUCUUCAUAAGGAUCUGAAACUCCUAAACAUAAGAAAUCUAAUUCUUAUAUGUAAUUUUCACCUAAAUUGGAUUGUAAUAAUGGAUUAUCAUUUGUAAAUGAAAUCAAAGAAGUUAAAAUUACAUCUCCUAGAACUGAAGAUCUUCAUUCACCAAAAUCAUAACCUCUUAAAUAAAUUAAAUAUUAGAACAUUUUAAAAGAUGAAUAAAUGAAAAAGAGUCAAUUUAGUAAAACAAAAAGUGAUGAUUUCAUUUGA
Paramecium primaurelia is the source of this 315-nucleotide messenger RNA. Lineage: Eukaryota; Ciliophora; Oligohymenophorea; Peniculida; Parameciidae. The record is from the annotation of a GenBank genome assembly.